AUGGACAAAAUAUUUGAGAAGGGACAUGCAGAGGAAGCACCACCUAUUCCAGAUACGAAAGAACGAUGGUACCUUCCCAUGCUCGGUGUUUAUCACCCGCAAAAAAGAGAUUCCAUACGAAUGGUGUUUGACUCAUCUGCGAAGUUCAACAACAUUUCACUCAAUGAUGUCCUCCUGAAAGGUCCAGACAUCACGAACAAUCUUCAAGGCAUUCUAUUACGCUUUCGUCGUGAGAAGGUAGCAGUAAUAGGGGAUGUGGAACAGAUGUUUCACAAUUUUAAGGUGAAAUUAGAUCACAGAGAUUACUUGCGCUUUUUAUGGCAUCCAGAAAACAAUUUAGACCUGCCAUUAAAGGAGUACCGAAUGACCGUCCAUGUCUUUGGGAAUCGCCCAUUCCUGGCAGUCGCAACAUAUGGACUACGUCGUUGUGUUGCUUACUCUGACCCUGAUGUGAUUGACUUCAUAUCGAAAGACUUUUACGUAGAUGAUGGACUCUUAAGUUGUCCAAGUGAAGGUAUGGCCAUAGACCUGAUGAAGAGAACUCAGCUUGCUCUGAAAGAAGGGGGACAACUAAAACUUCACAAAAUCUCCUCAAAUUCUAAGUCAGUGUUGUUGAAGUUUCCAGCGGAUGAUCUAGCCAAAGACCUGAAGGAUUUAGAUAUUGGUGGAGAUGAUUUACCUGUCCAGAGAAGUCUCAGCAUGUCAUGGGACAUCAAUGCUAACGUCUUCACCUUCAAGAUAUCUACUGAUGGGAAGCCCUUCACUCGUAGGGGAGUUUUAUCAACCAUCAAUAAUCUGUUCGACCCCCUUGGUUUUGCAUCACCAGUGACUGUACAGGGGAAGAUGUUAUUCCGGCAGAUGUUGACAACUUCUGGCAAUGUUGAUUGGGAUAAUCCUCUCGAUGAUUCAUUUCACUCGAAAUGGUCAGCUUGGGUCAGCUCUAUCCGCCAUCUCCAGGACAUCAGUAUCCCAAGGAUGUGCUGCAAGUUUUCUGUUAUCGAAGCAUUGCGCAAGGAAGUGCACAUCUUUACCGACGCUUCUAAGGAUGCGAUAGCAGCAGUAGUGUUUUUGAAGGUGUGGAAGGAUAGUGAUAACAGUGAAGUUGGUUUCCUUAUGGGAAAGGCAAAAGUGGCCCCAGCACAUGGGCACACCAUUCCCAUCUAG
Messenger RNA from Saccostrea echinata, 1164 nucleotides. RefSeq lists its product as uncharacterized. The transcript has a single exon. The coding region runs from base 1 to 1164 and encodes 387 amino acids. Lineage: Eukaryota; Metazoa; Mollusca; Bivalvia; Ostreida; Ostreidae. The record is from RefSeq and is a predicted model, not a curated record.